AACAAAGCUUUCUUCUCUUCUUCCUAUUAGAUCUGUUUCUCUGUAUUUAUAGCAAUAGCAGUUCUUCUCUUCUUUUUUUUUUUGUUUUCUCACAGAAUUUUUCAUUUUCUCUUUAGAUUUGUGUUCUUCUCUCGUCUUUUGCAAUUUCUCAGAUCCAAGUUUAAUCCGAUUGUAACUAGUUUUUCCGAUGGCCGGAGUUGCCGUUCUUCAACCACAGGAUGUCCUUAAACAGCGUAUAAGUUAUCGUCAUAGUUAUGAACAGCCUAUGAGAUCUCGACGUAAUUCCAAUUCUAACCCUUUACCAAACCCUAACCCUAACCCUAAGAAUAACAACCGAAGAAAGCGAAGUCCACAAAAGAAUGGAUCGGCUAACCUAUCGAGUUCUCCUCCUGCUAAAAACCGCCCUAUGGUGAUGGGCGAGGUGAAGAUUCUGAAACGUGGUGAAGCGUUGACCAAGCCGGUCCCUUUGAAGGACGAUAACAAAAAGGUGAGUUGUGGAGUAGGUGAAGAUUUGGUGUUGUCGACUAUAGAUCGGCUUGGUCCAGAGCCGAAUAUGGUGCCGAAGCAGAUAAGGAUCGGUGAUUUUUAUGCUGGAUCGGCUUUUGUAACCUCGCCGCCUCCGAGCUCUUUGCCUGUGCCGGCUUUCUUCAACAAGAAGAAAAGUGAGAGUACCGACGAUGCUACUAGUGACUUGAGGCGUCUUCUCAGGCUCGAUCUGUCAUGAACGGUGGGAGUAGUUAAACAAUGAAACUUGAGCUUUGUUUGUUGCAGUUAUGGUGAUGAUCCUGGGAUGGUAAAGUGAUGGUGGUGUUGAUGGUGAUAGGGGUUUAAGUAUUUGAAUAAGAAGUUUGUGUUUUGCUCCCGGCUCGCGAAAACUUCCCUUAUUUUUUCAAGGGGAAGGACGAGUUGGCAAAGCAUUUUGUCAAAUUUCCUUGUUUAAGUUCCUUUAUUGUACCUUCCGUUAUAGCAGAAAAGUAGAUCUAGCUUAGGUUGCUGUUUUGGGUUGAUUUCGAAUAUACUAGUAACUUGUAUAGUCUAGUCAGAAGUUUGGGUAUUUCGUUUAAGUCUUUGUUGUUCUUAUUUUAGGGUCAGUAGGUCUAAUUUCAGUAGGGUAAUGGCUAGAGCCAUUUAAAGCUCUGUAAUACCCUUCUGUAUCUUAUGUUGUGUCUGUUUGGUUUUAUUUAUUUCUUUAUAGUUUAUGUUUCAUGAAGCAGUAAUGAGAAUGUUUAUAUUUUUAGUGUCA
Molecule: messenger RNA, 1243 nt
Organism: Nicotiana tabacum (common tobacco)
Lineage: Eukaryota; Viridiplantae; Streptophyta; Magnoliopsida; Solanales; Solanaceae
Source: RefSeq, a predicted model, not a curated record